AUGGGAAACCUUCCCGCUGCUCGAGUGACUCCCUCUCGACCAUUUUGGAACGUCGGAGUUGAUUAUGCAGGGCCCAUCUGGCUGAGGACGUCCAAGGGCCGGGGUCAACAUGCAUCAAAGGCUUUUUUUGUUGUCUUUGUGUGCCUCUGUUCUAGAGCCAUUCAUCUGGAUGUGGUCUCGGACUAUUCCGCCGACGCCUUUCUGGCUGCGCUGCGUCGCUUUGUGGCACGCCGUGGGUUGUGCCACACGAUCUACAGCGACUGUGGCACAACCUUCGUUGGUGCUGACUCCCAGCUACGGGCCAUGUUCACCGCAAGCAGCAAAGACGGACAGCGCAUCGCUGCACGAGUGGCCGAGGAGAGGAUCCGCUGGCGAUUCAAUCCCCCAGCAGCCCCAAAUUUUGGUGGGAUCUGGGAAGCGGUCGUGAAGUCUGCGAAGCAUCACUUGAGGCGGGUAUUAGGCGAAGCGAAGCUGACCUUCGAGGAGAUGACAACUCUCCUCGCUCAGAUUGAGGCGUGUCUUAACUCGCGCCCGAUCCAGGCCAUCUCGGACGAUCCAGAGGAUUUUGAGGCGCUCACUCCAGGGCAUUUCCUGAUUGGGUCUUCACUAGAUGCCGUACCCGAGCCAUCUUUCUCAGAGGUGCCUAUGACACGCUGGUCUCGGUGGCAGUUGUUGCAGCGGAUGCGUGAUCGAUUCUGGGAACGGUGGUCAGCGGAAUAUCUGCAUACGUUGGCGCACCGCCCUAAAUGGACCAAGGCCUGCGAGGAAAUCCGCAUUGGUCGUCUGUGCCUGCUGCGUAGCGAGACCACACCGCCGAAUAGAUGGCCACUAGCGCGGAUUGAGAGGCUGUAUCCAGGAGAGGACGGGCAGGUCCGCGUAGUCGAUGUGCGCACUGCCACGUCUUGCUUUAAAAGGCCAGUGAGCAAGCUCGUCCUGCUGCCAGAGAGUGUCACCAAGGAGGCUAAUGGCUGA
Molecule: messenger RNA, 972 nt
Organism: Ooceraea biroi (clonal raider ant)
Lineage: Eukaryota; Metazoa; Arthropoda; Insecta; Hymenoptera; Formicidae
Biological process (GO): DNA integration
Molecular function (GO): nucleic acid binding
Source: RefSeq, a predicted model, not a curated record